AUGGCGGAAGUAAAGCCCAUUGAAGUCGCCAUCAUUGGUGGUGGAAUUACAGGACUCGCCCUAGCAUUGGGUCUGCAACGCAGAAGCAUUCCAUUCCACAUCUACGAAAGGGCAAGCAGUCUGCGCGAAAUUGGAGCAGGCAUUGGUUUCACCCCGAAUGCCGAGCGGGCCAUGCUGGCUCUGGACCCUCGCAUUCACCAGUCUUUCAAGAGCGUUGCGUCCCAGAAUGCGUCGGAUUGGUUUCAAUAUGUAGAUGGCUACGGCAGUGUUGACGGCGACAAAGAAACGGUGGACGAAGCUUCACUAUUCAGCUUGUAUCUGGGCGAGCGUGGGUUUGAGGGCUGCCACCGUGCACAGUUUCUCAAAUGUCUAGUCGACUGUCUUCCAGAAGACUGCGUUACGUACGGGGCCCAGCUCGAGACCAUUGUUGAUCCAGUUGGUGAUGAACGAGUUGUGAUGAAGUUCCACGAUGGUACAACGGCUGAGGCUGACAUGGUCAUCGGCUGCGACGGCAUUCGUUCUCGUGUUCGCCAAUUGAUCCUGGGCGAAGACAAUCCGGCUUCCUAUCCUGGCUACAGCCAUAAAAAGGCCUACCGUGGCUUGAUCCCCAUGGAGAAGGCCUUACCGGCCCUCGGCGAGGCAAAAGUGAAUACACGAUUCAUGCAUCUUGGCCAGGAUGCGCAUGCCCUGACGUUUCCUGUCGCCGGAGGAACAUUAAUGAACGUGGUAGCCUUUGUCACUGACCCCGGCGAAUGGCCUUAUGCAGAUAAACUAUCUGCCCCCGCAGACAAAAACGAAGCCAUUGCCCAGUUUUCAAAGUUUGGAGGAGCGGUCCGAACGAUUAUGAGCCUGUUGUCAGAAAACCUCGAUGAAUGGGCCAUUUUUGAUUAUUACGAUCACCCAGCCUCAACGUACUACAAAGGCCGCAUUUCUAUUGCUGGCGACGCCGCUCAUGCCUCCGCUCCUCAUCACGGUGCCGGUGCCGGUGCUGGAAUUGAAGACGCUACAGUGCUCGCAGCAGUGAUAGAGUUGGCACAGUCCACAUUACGUGAGUCUGGAACAGCUUCUAAAUCGGAUAUAUUGAACGCAGCUUUUGAGACGUACAAUACAGUACGACUGGAGCGAUCCCAGUGGCUCGUCGAAAGCAGUCGUAUCCUGGGUGAGCUGUAUGACUGGCAGCAUGAACCGACAGGAAACGACAAGGACAAGUGCAGUGAAGAGGUAUACUGGCGCUCGCACAAGAUCUGGGAUUACGACAUUGACGAGAUGUUACAGCAAACGACGGAGGAGUAUCGUAAACGAGCUGUCAUUUUUCUACUUUGA
This is a messenger RNA of Talaromyces atroroseus, 1323 nucleotides long. RefSeq names its product Salicylate hydroxylase. Gene Ontology annotation, biological process: secondary metabolite biosynthetic process. The record is from RefSeq and is a predicted model, not a curated record. The coding region runs from base 1 to 1323 and encodes 440 amino acids. Gene Ontology annotation, molecular function: FAD binding. Lineage: Eukaryota; Fungi; Ascomycota; Eurotiomycetes; Eurotiales; Trichocomaceae. The transcript is spliced from 2 exons.